Metarhizium brunneum ARSEF 3297 is the source of this 1473-nucleotide messenger RNA. Lineage: Eukaryota; Fungi; Ascomycota; Sordariomycetes; Hypocreales; Clavicipitaceae. The record is from RefSeq and is a predicted model, not a curated record.
AUGCCAGACCUCAACAUGAAUCCCAAAGCCAUCGAUACUUUGACUGUCGAUGCAUCACAAGAUAACCAAGAUACCGAGAAACACUCGAAACAACUCGACGGCAACGAUGUUCUCUCGGCCGCCGGUGUCGACAUGAGUGGCGAUGACCCGAAUCUACCUUGUCUCACGUUGAGGAUGUGGUUUAUCGGUAUAGGCUUUUGCAUCAUCGGUAGUGGCGUAAAUACCCUCUACACCUUCCGGUUCCCAUCCGUCUCCUUGUCUCAAUCGGCGAUCCAGUUCUUGGCCUAUCCCGUAGGCAAAGCCUGGGAGCUCGUGGUGCCAGACUGGGGUGUCACAGUAUUUGGCACACGCCACAGUUUGAACCCGUGUCGGUUUAAUCACAAGGAGAAUAUCUUGAUCUAUAUUCUUGCCAACUUGAGCUAUAUGACGCGUCUUAGUGCCGAUGUUUUGACUGAACAACGAGUAUUUUACGGACUCGAGGCAGGUUGGGGCUUUGAGUUGAUGAUCACACUGGCAACCAUUCUGUUUGGCUUUGGCUUUGCUGGUCUCGCCCGUUCACUCGUCGUAGAGCCGCGUGAGUUGGUCUGGCCUGGGGUUUUAGGCAAUACUGCUCUCAACGCCGCCCUUCAUGGAGGGAAUAGCAAACAAAACGUUUCGAGUCACGCCCAUACUUGGAGGUCGACGCGUUACAAAUUCUUUCUGUGGACGUUUGCUGCUGGGUUUAUUUGGUAUUGGUUUCCCGACCUGAUCUUUCCUGCUCUUGGCUAUUUCACUUGGAUCUGCUGGAUUGCGCCAAAGAACGCAGUUGUCAACCAAGUUUUUGGUAUGAAGAGUGGAAUGGGGCUGCUCCCUUUUACCUUUGACUGGAGCCAAAUCUCGUAUAUCGGCUCGCCUCUCAUUGUCCCAACCUGGGUGAUCUUCAAUAUCCUUGCUGCUGUCGUUUUCUGGAUAUGGAUCAUAACCCCGGCCUUAUAUUACUCCAACACGUGGCUAUCAGCUUACCUCCCUUUGCAAAGCAAUUCAAUAUUCGACAACACCGCCAAGGUGUACAAUGUAUCAAGGGUGAUAAAUGCGAAGAAUGGCUUCACCUUUGAUGAGGCCAAAUUUGCUGCCUACUCAGACAUCCGAUUGCCCGUAACAUAUGCGCUGAACAAGUUUGGUCUUGCUUUUGCAACAUUUGCGUCUCUUUUCACAUGGCUAUUUCUUGAAAAGCGACAUGAAAUUGGCAGCCUUGUGCGGCAAGUCCGGGAAGCAAAAUUAUGGCCUAAGCGAGACUCUGAUACACAUGAAAACACUGCCGAGCAAGACUUGUCUUCGCAUUAUUCACAAGCACCUUUGUGGUGGUACGGCGCUGCCACUCUUCUCGGAUUAUUUUUUGCCAUGUUUUCUUGUGAAUACUACGCCGUACAACUCCGUUGGUACGGCGCGAUUCUAGCUUUUGUAAUAUCCGGUGUUUUUUUCAUCCCGCAUUGA